Fonsecaea pedrosoi CBS 271.37 is the source of this 822-nucleotide messenger RNA. RefSeq lists its product as uncharacterized. Gene Ontology annotation, biological process: cell morphogenesis; barbed-end actin filament capping; actin cytoskeleton organization. The record is from RefSeq and is a predicted model, not a curated record. Lineage: Eukaryota; Fungi; Ascomycota; Eurotiomycetes; Chaetothyriales; Herpotrichiellaceae. Gene Ontology annotation, molecular function: actin filament binding. The transcript is spliced from 2 exons. Bases 1 to 822 code for a protein of 273 amino acids. Gene Ontology annotation, cellular component: cytoplasm; actin cortical patch; F-actin capping protein complex.
AUGGCAAGCGAAGCCCAAUUCGAUGCCGCCUUAGACCUCCUCCGCCGCCUCUCUCCACUCAAGGUGUCGGACAACCUGACCUCCAUAACCACGCUCGUGCCCGAUCUCACAGAAGACCUCCUCUCCUCCGUGGACCAGCCGCUGACGUCGGCACGCUGCAAAAAGACCGGCCGGGACUAUCUGUUAUGCGACUACAACCGUGACGGCGACUCAUAUCGGAGUCCCUGGAGCAACGAAUUCGAGCCCCCACUAGACGAUGCCACAUACCCGAGCGACCGCGUACGGAAGAUGGAAGUCGAGGCGAACACGGCGUUUGACGUGUACAGGCAGAUGUACUACGAGGGCGGCACGGGGUCAGUGUACCUGUGGGACUUGGAUGACGGGUUCGCAGGUGUAGUUUUGUUGAAAAAGGCUGUGGGCAAAGAGGCUGGCUGGGACAGCAUACACGUGUUUGAGGUCGACGAGAGAAGGGGCAGUGGACGGACAUGUCAUUACAAGCUGACCAGCACUGUCAUCUUGCAUCUGGGUCGUGAUGGCGAGGGACUCGGGUCACUAACCUUGGCUGGGAGCAUGACGAGACAAGUCGAGGCCGACCUGGUGGUGGAGAAUGUCGGCGGACAGGGCAAAGAUGGAGGCCACGUCAUCAACAUAGGAAGAUUGAUCGAGGACAUGGAAGGCAAGAUGCGAAACAUGCUCCAGGAAGUAUACUUUGGCAAGGCAAAGGACGUGGUAGGCGACCUGAGGAGCGUGGCUCCGUUGACGGGCGUCAACCGUGAGAGACAGACUCAGAAAGAUCUCAUUUCCAGUAUGGGAGGGAAAUGA